CAAAAUAAUGACUCGUGCAACCAUUCUAUCUUAAUCCGUGCUUUACACCCUUACUUAUCUUUCUUUAAACAAUUCAAUGCUCACUACCUAUCUCCGCCUGUGAUUCUAUUACAUUCAAUAUUUAUAUUUUUGGUAUUUUCAAAACGUUAUUGAUUGUUAACAAACGAUGAGUUAUUAAAACUUUUAUUUUGCAAUUGAGCACCAUCCAGUUUAUAGUAUAGUUUAUUUAUCCAGUAACUGCUGCAUAAGACAAAGCGGUUUCUAAUCACAGUGUUUCGAUAUGAAUCAUUCUUUACCCUUUAAAUGUGUGCUAUACAUCAACUGUUCGAAACGUAGUACAUUCCGGGGUAUUUAUUGUAUAGCUCGGCGUUUCAAAUCAGAUGACUCUCCACCUGAUGAUAAGGACAAAUCACAAAAGAAUCAAAUAGCUAUUAAUAAACUAAAUGAGUUGUUGAAAUCCAUGAAAAAAGGCAAUGACUCUGAAAUAAUUCCUACCAUUUCCAAUCCCAUUAAAUUGUCACAGCCAAGAGAAUUAGCAAGAAAAGUGGAUCAAAGUCAAGAAAAUCAUGAUAAAUCAAAGAAAAACAUACAGUUGGGUGAAAAGUUGGCUGAUGCUGCUACUUCAGUUGCUCAAUCAAUAGGAGGUAAUACUGAGAAAACUGAAUCAGAACUGUUAAAUUUAUUAAGAAUUUACAAUAGUGAACCUAAUGGUUUGUCAGAAAAAAAGUCACAAACUUCUGCCCAAUUAAGUGAUCUUAUUUCUGGAAUGAAAAUUGAUCGUAGCCGACCAAAUACUGUGUCUUCAGAAUUGGGAAAUGUAACUAAAGCCCAACGAGUAAGAGAACUGAUUGGAAAAGAUUAUAAUCAAGAUCUUAAUAAAAGAUAUAACAAUUAUAGAAAACCAAUGGAUAAUUAUAUACCCCUCAAUUUAUUUAGCAGUGAACCUCUUAAUAUAUUCAAGAACAUAGACUUAAAAAUAAAUGAUUUAAAAUUGAAUACAUGGGAUGGAUUAGACAAAAAAUGUUUAGAAAUGGCAGUUACAAAUCCACCAAAAAAUAUUUAUGAACAAAUGAUAAUGUGGACAAAACAAGGAAAAUUAUGGAAUUUUCCAAUAGACAAUGAGCAAGGAAUGGAUGAUGAAAAAAACAUUUUUUUUGCUGACCACGUGUUUUUAGAACCACUAAUUGAUGAAUGGUGCCCAAAAAAAGGACCAAUUAGACAUUUUAUGGAAUUGGUAUGCGUUGGUUUAUCCAAAAACCCUUUCUUAACUAUUGAAGAAAAACACGAUCAUAUUAAUUGGUUUCGACAGUAUUUCUAUGAGAAAAAUCAAUUAUUAAAUGAAGUCGGUGCUUUUCAAAUUAAGUCAUUGCCAGAAAAUGUCAAGGAAUAUUACAAGCCUUCAAUUCCAGAAGAAUAGAUUAAAUUAAUUAUAAUGUAGAUCAUUGAAGUACACAUUUUAUCUAAAAAGUAGUUAUGUUAUUUAAUAAAUUUAAAACAUUAAA
Messenger RNA from Sipha flava (yellow sugarcane aphid), 1502 nucleotides. It is a transcript of the gene mRpS31, whose product is annotated as 28S ribosomal protein S31, mitochondrial. Lineage: Eukaryota; Metazoa; Arthropoda; Insecta; Hemiptera; Aphididae. The record is from RefSeq and is a predicted model, not a curated record. Bases 281 to 1417 code for a protein of 378 amino acids. Gene Ontology annotation, cellular component: mitochondrial small ribosomal subunit. The transcript is spliced from 2 exons. Gene Ontology annotation, molecular function: structural constituent of ribosome.